Messenger RNA from Synchiropus splendidus (mandarinfish), 6001 nucleotides. Its product is annotated as potassium channel subfamily K member 2-like. The record is from RefSeq and is a predicted model, not a curated record. Gene Ontology annotation, biological process: potassium ion transmembrane transport; stabilization of membrane potential. Gene Ontology annotation, cellular component: membrane. Lineage: Eukaryota; Metazoa; Chordata; Actinopteri; Syngnathiformes; Callionymidae. The transcript is spliced from 7 exons. Gene Ontology annotation, molecular function: potassium ion leak channel activity; outward rectifier potassium channel activity. The coding region runs from base 266 to 1555 and encodes 429 amino acids.
AGGACGGAGGGCAUCAUGUCCCCGAACACCUGGUGGGGUUUUACGGCAGAGAAUCGUCGCUUUUGUUCCGUUCAGACGGCAAUGUUGUGGUGGGAACGUCAUGUCCUGGAUGUUUUUUCAUGAACCGUAGGAGAAGACCAUGUGGAGCGAGAGCUCAUCCCGCACCGGGAGCAGCGGACGCCAGCAGCAACUCUCCUAACAGCACCGUUAUCAGAACUUCAAAGCUCCAUCGAUGAGGAAACAACGGCAGAAGAGAUGGUAGAGAAUGGCCGCACCUGACCUUCUGGACCCCAAGGCUGCCGCUCACAACUGUAAACCCCGUCUCUCCUUCUCUACGAUACCAGCUGUUCUGACUUCUCCCGAGGAUGAGUGCGACACCAGGACCACAGUCAUGAGAUGGAAAACAGUGUCCGCCAUCUUCUUCCUGGUGGUGAUUUACCUCAUCAUCGGCGCCACCGUGUUCAGGGCCCUGGAGCAACCGCACGAGAGUUCGCAGAAACUGGCCAUCCUGGCUGAGAAACUGGAGUUCUUGGCCGAGCACUCGUGUGUGAACUCCACUGAGCUGGAGGACCUUGUCAAGCAAGUGGUUUCCGCGGUCCGUGCUGGCGUAAACCCAUCAGGAAAUACGACCAACCAGACCAGCCUGUGGGACCUCAGCUCCUCUUUUUUCUUCGCCGGAACUGUCAUCACAACAAUCGGAUUCGGGAACAUCUCCCCUCACACUGAAGGUGGGCGGAUCUUCUGCGUCAUCUACGCCCUUCUGGGGAUCCCCCUCUUUGGAUUCUUGCUGGCCGGUGUAGGCGACCAGUUGGGCACCAUAUUUGGAAAAGGAAUCGCUAAAGUGGAGGAGAUGAUUGUGAAGUGGAAAGUCAGCCAGACGAAGAUCCGUGUCUUUUCCACGCUGCUCUUCAUCCUCUUUGGAUGCGUCAUCUUUGUGGCGCUGCCCGCCGUCAUCUUCAAGCACAUCGAGGGCUGGAGCACGCUCGAGUCCAUCUACUUUGUCGUCAUCACACUCACCACCAUCGGCUUCGGAGACUUUGUCGCCGGUGAAAAAGGUUGGUCAGAAAGCCCGGAGUAUCUGAACUACUACAAGCCUGUGGUCUGGUUCUACAUCCUGGUCGGGCUUGCGUAUUUCGCCGCCGUUCUCAGCAUGAUCGGGGACUGGUUUCGGGUGAUCUCCAAGAAAACUAAAGAGGAGGUCGGGGAGUUUCGCGCUCACGCUGCCGAGUGGACAGCUAACGUGUCGGCGGAGUUCAAAGAGACACGGCGGCGGCUCAGCGUCGACAUCUACGACAAGUUCCAGCGCGCGGCGUCCAUCAAGAGGAAGCUGUCAUCCGAACUCGGCAUCAACACGGCCCUCAACCAGGAAAUGACUCCUGGGAAGCGGACGCUGUCGGCCAACCUUUGUGAGGACAGAGAGGGCUUCCCGAACUUGACUCUCUCUCUCACUCCCGUGCCAGGGGCGCUUUCCAGAAACGGCAGCCUCUACUUAAACGGUCUGAGUCCGGAUUACGCGGAUCGACGGGAGAUCGCUAUCAUUGAGAAUGUUAAAUAAUGAGGACGGACCACGUGUACAUCUAUAACUCAAGAAAUCUACUCACCAGUUUUCUUCGUUUGCAUGUCCAGCCCACAUGGAUACUCACUCUCAGCUUUCCUCACGACUGUGGCCACUCGAUGAUUCUUCAGUCAUCAGACAUUUCAGCCAGUCACUCGCACCGAACCGGUUUACAUGUCGAGUGCAUUCGUCGGUUGUGAGUGAGCAAUAGAUGUACGAAUAAUGAGGCCCCAAAUCUGCAUCAGAUAAAGAGGACCCUCUUUGCCAACAGCGCCAGCAUCAUCAUCCAAGAGGAAAACACUCAUUAAAUGAAUGUGACUUCAUCCUCAUGUUUACACGUGUGACCUUAUACAUUUGUAUGCCUUUAUGUAUCCGCGGGUCAGAUUGCGAUCACUUGAAGAGAUGAAUGUUUUAUUUUCUUCCUUAAUAAUUGGCGUCCAGUUGGCCCCCUUCAGAGAUAUUCCUUUUGUGCCUUAUUGCCAACACCACUGACCAUGGAAGGCUGAUGGCUGAGGCUACGUCCACUUAGCUACUCUUUCCUUUUAAAACACCGAUGUAAUUUGUCCCUUCUGUGCAUGACGCCUUGGUCAAACCAGAAACACAUCAAAUACUGAGCACGGCAACCACCUGACCUCCUGGACGAUCCGUCCUCACUCCCAAGGCGUUAUAUAUAGAUGUUGGGAAAGUGGACUUUUGCGCCCCAUAUCGACGACAGAGACAGCUUUGAGUAUGUUGACGUAUUAGGCUGAAACUCCUAUGCAUCAAUAUGCAAUGCGGAAUGCUGCCUUGCUGCCUGUCGUCAAUGUGAAAGCCCACUUUCUCAAGGUCAAUAUAUGAAGCCAUGGAAGUGAGGAAGGGAUUGGACGUGUGUUGGUGACACCAGGCCUUGUCAAGUUACCCUAACAGCCUCUUUUCUGAUUGACCCAUGAAGCGUCCUUGACCAAAGUCAAAAGGACAUUUGUGAAGCCCAGAGUUCCAACCCGUGUCUCUGUGACAAAAGGUGUCAGACGUAGGAUGAUCGUACAAGGAAAAUGAAAGUGCACCGUAUGCAGUAUAUUUGAUAAGAUCCUGGUUUCCACCGACCACAAAAGUGCCACGACUUCGCCGCUGGUCUCCUUCAAAGUCGUGCUUCACACUCGCACACAGAUGGGAAGACAGUGCUUCGAGGGGGUGAUCUGUCAUUAAUAUGUUAUUCUGACAAAAAUGGUUAUUGCUCCUUUUAAAUGCAGCUUUAAAGUAAGAUCAUGGAACUUCAGCAGUGUGCUGCUUUGCCGGUUCAGUGGAAGCCAGGUGAGAGGUCCUCGUGUGAAUUCUGACACCUUCUGUCAUGUGACCUGCAAGAGCUUUAAAUACGUAACAUCAAAAUGAAAUUCAAUAGUUAUUGAAUUCAAAUUUAAAGUGCUCAGAAAAGCAGAGCACCUCCAAUGCAUGCUGAUAUCUCAGCUCACUUGCAUAUUGUGUUUCAUGUUUCGCCCUUAUUUCUUGUUUAAAGGAGCUCCAGUUGUGACUGUAAAUUCAGUUCUCCCUAUAGUUUGACUGUGUUAAAGAGAUAAGCUUGACUCCCUGAUUUUGUUGGAACAAUAUGGAUGUUGUCUUCGCCGUGACGUUGGAUAUCAGCAAGUGGCUUUUCAAAAAGGGAUUUCUCCAAUCAAUAACCAAGAGUGGGAUGUGUUCGCCUGCUUCGUUCUACCACCAGAUUGUCUCAUAUGUUGAGUCCACAGUGCCAAACUCACAGCUCACGCGCCAUCAAUGUCCUGUGGUUACAAUGUUUGAAAUGGUUUCUAGUGUAUCUCCGAAUAUCCAUCUCUCUGUAUUAACACGGAGCCGGCACCAGAGUCACUGAGACUACAGUUUCUUUAAGUGCCACGACUGUUUUUAUCUGACUUGGUUUGUCUCUCAGGUCAUCGCGGUCUGUUUCUCGUAGCUGUAAACGAAAUAUAAUCCAGGUUUGGCUUUACAUCUAAAACAUUUUAACUUCUAUUUCUGUUAAGCCUCCAAAUGUGUUGAACAGAAUCUUUGCCAGUCAUUAAAGGAAUAAUGACACACAGCCAGCAAGUACUUUCCUCGCAGGCGGCUUCAUUUGUUACCAGCUAAGCACCUGAGGCUUCUGAGAAUUAAGGUUCGCGUGGAAGGUCAUUGGCAUGUAUAUGAAAUAGAGACUGAGGAAUGACUGAAUAUAUAGGAAGUGCCCAAGACUGCUGAAGCAUGAGAGUAAAGGGAUGAUCGUGGAUGACUGCAUGAACGAGUGUAAAAGAUUAGAGAAGAGAAAACAAAGGUAAAUAUUGCAACACUCACAGACCAUUUGUUUCGCUCCAUAGAAUGUCCCAAUGGGUGUCAGAUGCUAUAAGAGCCCAUGACGCUGGUGACAUCAGCAACUGAACUCAUAUUAGCAUCUGAAUAAAAAGCAAAACAGAAGUCUUUGAGAAGUGAAAUAACUUUGGCCCGAGGGGAGACUUUUUCACAGAGAGACCAAAUGAUUGCAUUCAGUUGCAGAGCGGAGAAAUGGAUGAUCAUGAAGCGUUGCAGAAACACAUUACCAAGGACACGGUGUCACCACUGCACUUCUUCACCUUGUGCUGACUGAGGCGAGAAUUUAGCUUUAAAUGGAAUCCCAAGGGCAAGAGAAGUGUCUCACCUCUGCACUUGGCUGUUUAGCACAAUACACUGUGGCUUAGGUUCCACAAGCCUGAAUCCAUUAGUUUUGUCGUGAUCAUCAACAACCCACUUUGCUUCUUUAGUGUGUGCGCUUUAUCGCCGACAAAAGAUGCUAAAUAUCUGUGCCCCACUUAGCUGGCACAAAAGACACGUUGCUACGCCGCGGGGUGAGAUUAUCAGCUUGAUAUUAGACGUUUAAAUAGAAGCUGGAACAGCGAAGCACAGUUGCACUGAGCUUACUGAAGUGGAACGCUCCCCAAUUUGGAGACUCAGACUUGAACAAUGUCCCAGUGACAGGGCAGGACUUUCUGACCUCCUGGUGCAGCACACCAUUACCCAGUUGAGUCAUCCCAUCGUGUGCGAUUCAGCAGUUUCAUGAGUCACGUAGAAGCAGUGAGCAUAUGUGCUCAUUGGAAUUAGAGGAGUCCAACUCACUUCCUUUGGAAUGAGGUACUUCCUGUCAAGCAACUGGACUCCCAUGAGCAUGAUUCUGAUCUACUUCCUGUCUAGUAAAAUGAGUCGGCGGGACUCACCACCAUCCAACUCUUUGAUUCACUUCCUGUUGAGCGACCCUCAUCCUUGGGACUCACAUAGAAGUGUGGGAUUCAGCAGUUUUAUACCUGCAAGCAUGCAUCAACAUUGAAUGUGAGUUCGUGAAAAAAAUGAUUCUGAAAUGGUCUUCCACUAUUUUCUCCGGUUGCAACCUGUGUCCGCCAUGUUUGUCUCGUGUGAGGCGAUUGGAUUAGUGCUGGAAACUGUGGAAUAGAAGUGGGGAGAUCACAGGAGAUAACCUCAGGUGUCUGAUAAUAGACCACAGAAAGAUAUGGGAUUUCGGUUGAUCCCCCUUCAUCCCUCUGUGGAGGACUUGAGACCAGAAACAGUGCUGCAGGAUGUUGAGGAAAUAGCUGCACUGAUCCAUGAUGCUGUUAGUAACACGUAUAGUUGAAGUUGGAGUCCAUAAGAGUCAGUGUAAAGAGAGGAAUUCUGAGCUGUACAUGCAAGACACGCUGGUGCAUUAAGCCCGGAGGAAGGUGGGCACAUGCAGGGAGCGAAGCCCCCUGGAGCCAAACACAUGACUGCUCCCUGGUGGGCUGCUUGACUGACAGCAUGACGCGCUGUCAGGAGAAAUAACGUGUUGUUGUGGAAUGUUACGUAACAGUGGAGACAUGUGAGGCUCCGCACAAGAGCGGGGGAGGCGUGUUUUUUACCUCGACUUGUCCUCCCUCAGCGGCUCUCUUUAAUUAAGCUUAUCGUCACUCACUCAUUAAGAAUGUAAACUCAUUUAUGAUUGAAGAGUGGGGGGGGUUCAACUCUCAAGGCUUUUAGAGUUUUUUAUGAGUCGAGCCACAAAAUGUGCAGCUGCCGCCCAAAACUGCUGGGAUGGGGGCCAGAUCUGAACCAGGCGGCGUCGAAAUCCACACACAGCUGUGAUGUCAUCAAAGGUUGAAUCCAGCUAAGUUAGCGCAGCCUGGCCACCGCUGACCUAUAUUCUACUGCAGUUUCUGACCUCCACGCUCACUUCUGCUUCAGCUUCUGAGAGCACAGCAGAAACCCGAAAAAAAACGCAUCUCUGCAAGGCUCCGAAAACUCAGUUUGUUUGGAUUGAAUUUCUCAAUAUUUUACCUGAAGUUGGAGAAGUUUAUUGCCAAAAAGCACUGGGCCUUUUUUUUUUCUAAGAAAAAUUGUGUUGCAUGCUGCGCUGAAUGUUGUUUCCAAAGCAAGUGUCUGUAACUUCGUGCUUUCAUUUGGCUAUGAAGCGAGCGUCCUCUGUAAAUGUCACCUGAACUCAUA